AUGGGGGACACAUAUUUCCAUCUUCUGCAUAAUCUGGACUCUUAUAUCUGCACCAGCAUUACACAAACUCUUAAAGAUUUCUUGACGGCAUCAUUGUACCAGGCAUACAUACAAAACAAGUACAGUAAACCUAUGAUGUUAAUUGGGAUUUAUAUUGCAAUAGCUUCUCUUUUCUGCAUCCUACCAAUGGUGGCUGAUCUAUUACAAGGUUUCAAAACCAAAAAACUAUGGUUUCCAUGUAAAUACUUUACUCUCAAUGCUGCUUCCCUCACUGUCAUAGCUGUUGCAAUGAAGCUGCCUAUGGAUUUUAGCAAUUCAAUGCCACAUGUUGUGGACCAGGCUGCAAGGCUCGGAAGCAUGGCAUUUAUGUGCACAAUGAUGGCUAAUUUAUUGCCUUCUUUAGCAACCAUGGACAGUAAGGAGCUUCUCACAAACAUCAUAGCUUUGGCUAUUCUAGUAAUCACCUUGGCUGUGAAUGUUUCCAUUCAAAUAGUAACCGGUGUGGUUUCCCAUGAUGAUGGUGAGUAUUCCAGUAUUCUAACUUUUUACAACUUGUUGAUAGCAAUCUUUUAUGUGGCUAUGCUACUCGCAUUGUUGAUGAUACACACAUGUUCAGCUUUAAUGAUUCUAAAGUCAAAAGAAAUAUUAGAUCACAAAUACAAAGCAGGGCAUGAAACUGCUUUGAAGGAUCUAGAGUUGCAACAACCAACGGUUGAGAAACUAAAGCUGCAUGUCAGCAACCACUGGAUCAUGGCAGAAACUGGCAGCCCCCAAUUUAUGAUAGUUUGCUCUGCUACAACCUCUGCUUCUGGGGUAAUAUGUGUUUCAAGCACUCUCCUACAUGGUAUUAUUAUGAUGUACACAACACAACAUAUGAUGGACUACGGGUCAGAAUAUAAAGGGUCAGUUUUAGUGAUUCUUAUAACACAGUUUAUCGGAGUAAUAUUGGGUACGGUCGCUCCUGUUUCGAGAUGUUUUGCACUCCUAAGCUUUAAAGUGUCUAUAAAACAGAUAUGGAAACAUAUCAAGGUAUUUAAAGUAGAGAGUUACUAUACUCAGAGGUUAACUGAUUGGAAACAGAGUAGCGUACCAGUUAAAGUCAGUAGCCGCAGAUGCAAGAUAGUCAUUCAAGAACUAAAAGUCCUGAGUUUGAGCUGUUGUAAAGGAUUCCAGAAGAUGGUAGUGGUAGCAUGCAAUAUGACAGCGCUGAUCCCAGUUUUCACUGUAAUUGGUGUCUUAUGUUGUCUUCAAUGCUGGAAAAGGUUAAAGGUCACGUUAAGCGCCUUCAAUAAUGUUUUGGUAGAGAGACCUGCUCAACUACAACACAAUAAAGAUCUUAGCCAGUAUGUUCUACAACUUCAAGAUGAUAUGGAGCUUGCUGAAAGAACAUUGACAAGCAUUUCAAAAUCUGGGAACCAUUUGAUCCAAAAGGCUGAAAAGCAACAACCUAACAGUCUUAUGAAACUUCUAGAAGAAUACAGUGGCUUUGAAGGAGUUGGAAAGUAUGACGUGCAACAAGGCCUGCCUUUACCUGAACAAAAGUAUGUGGACUGCUGGAGCUUGCCAAUAGUGACCUUGACAGCCAUUGCCAUAUCUCUUCCUAAUAUCCAGAAACACAUGGUUGAUAGGUUGUUAAGGAGUGUGAGUGAAGGUCUUACAUACGUCAAACAUGUGGAAGAAACCCUCAAUGCUACCGACGAAUAUGUAAGUAGCCAAAAGGUGGCUAGAACGUUGUGGCUAGAAGUUGAAUUUUAUCACAAAUGGCUAGGAUACAAGUUGUCGAACUCUGCUCAACAAGUUAAUACAACAAAAGGGAUUGUUCAAUGGUUCAGUGAUACGGCUAAAAACAUGCUUACUGAGGUGGAGAGUAAGAAUAUGAAAGGCUCAGAUGAUAAUUCAGUCUACAUGUCGGCUUCUGCCAACUCAAUGUACCGUCUCACCCAAACGAUCCUAGUUUCCUACCAUGCCAACAUAGACCAGGUUAGCCAAGAGGAACUGCUUGUGCAGUUAUCAUCAAUGAUCUCUCACAUAUUGGCUGCUUGUCUCACCAACUUACCCCAAGUCAUCGCAAUGAAAUGCCACACCAGUGUCAUAGAGAAAAGGGAGGCAAGUGUACAAACUGCAGCCCUACUUCUUGGUGAGACUAUGCAGAUAAUCAAUAGCCUUCAAGAUCGCGAGCUCCCAAGCUUGAAUCUUGAUGAGUUGCCAUUUAUUGACAAGUGGCGUGAUUGUCUUUUGCAUCCGUCUCCUUAA
Helianthus annuus (common sunflower) is the source of this 2253-nucleotide messenger RNA. RefSeq lists its product as uncharacterized. NCBI's taxonomy places the organism in Eukaryota, Viridiplantae, Streptophyta, Magnoliopsida, Asterales, Asteraceae. Bases 1 to 2253 code for a protein of 750 amino acids. The transcript has a single exon. The record is from RefSeq and is a predicted model, not a curated record.